Astrephomene gubernaculifera is the source of this 1703-nucleotide messenger RNA. The record is from the annotation of a GenBank genome assembly. Lineage: Eukaryota; Viridiplantae; Chlorophyta; Chlorophyceae; Chlamydomonadales; Astrephomenaceae.
CUGUUCCACGCAUCACAAUUAGACACAAACCGACGCUAUAUGGUUGAUCCGGAGCAAUCAGAAGAGCACACCUUUUAAUACCUUAAAAGUGUUGACUUGAGGUGACAGACUUGGCAUUGCAUAGCGUGAGCUUGCACAAAAGGAGCGACAUCCGCUUUUUAUAUUUGGGUCGACGGGUAUUAGAUGGCAGCUCCCAGGGCAGGAGGUCGUAGCAUACAGUUGCUGCUGGGGCGUGCUUUCGGCGUCAACGAGCCAUGCCGAAUUGCUCCGUGGCUGGCAUCGUCGAGUGACGAACCCAGCACAAGCACAAACGUCAGCAGCAGUAGGGAAAGUAACGGAGCUCCAUCUGGAAGUCCACCCUUGCUUUCCGCUGGUGUUGCAUCUCGUGGUACUGGAUGCUUGCCUACGCUGCGAUCAAAAUGCGUACCGGUACUCUCCAGCAGCUUAUGCGCCUCACAGAAACGGCUAAUGUCAUGGCGACGAUACGUGCCAACGUUCGGCGACUUCCAAAAUGGAGCCCAGGAUCCCUACCGCCAGGUUACCAACCUCUUUUUAGCGCUUAACAUCGCGACGUUCAUCCUUGCAAAGUAUGACCGUGGGAUCGUGGUCAACAUGGCUGCCAUUCCGUACUCCAUCGCCAAGGGAGAGUACUACCGACUGCUCACCAGCGGCUUCCUGCACACCGACUUUAUCCACCUACUGACCAACAUGCUUACCCUGCACUGGCUGGGUCCCGAACUCGAGUCCGCAUGCGGCCGCAGCCGAUUCGCCGCCAUCUUCGUUGUCAGCAUCAUCAGCGGCGGCUGGCUGCAGUACACGAUGGGCCCGUUCGCGUCGGUGGCGUGGGGGGCUUCGGGCGGCAUCUACGGCCUGUUCGCUGCCUACCUGGUAUACCGGCUGCGCAAUCGCAACUUCAUCAGCUGGGAGGCGCACGACAUGCAGUGGCUAGCACAGGUGGUGGGUCUCAACGUGCUGCUGGCCUUCAUGGCGGGGGGCUCCCUGGCGCACUGGUGCCACCUGGGUGGCGCGCUGGGCGGUGCCGCGGUGUGCUGGCUGGCGGGUCCGCGGUACCGCUGGCAGGGGGGCCGGCUGGUAGACAGCCCGCUGCUGCCCUGGUUCGCACCGCGGAGGUGAUCGGGAGGCAGGAGAGAGGUGGUGAUUGUAAAGACGAGGUAGUAAAGAGGUGAUUGGUGAUGGGAGGUGGUCAGGGGGUAUCAGGUGGCAAGGAUUGGGGUGACGAGUUGAGGCAUGGGGAAGCUGUUUCUCUGGCCCGGAAGUGGGCCCGGAAAGCGGGGAAGGACCACCGUGUGAGGAGGAGGGUAAGAGGGGCCGGGGCUGCUGUCUGCUGCCCUGACAGGAUAGCACCGGAUAGGAACACCGCAGAAGAGGUGACAUAUCGUGACAAACGUGAUGUACCGGGUCCUAUGAUGGCGGUGACCGGGUGUUGUAUUCUUAUGUAGGGAGGCACUGCGAUACUGCCUGGUGUGCAUUGGCAACGUGCGUGCCGAGAGGCCGAAGAAGCGGGGUAAAGAGGAAACAACUACCGUAACUGAACGUGUGAUAAGGCAGGUUUGCAACAUGUACGGAAGAGCCGGGGAGGAAGCUGGGGUACUGAAGAGGUUCAUGGGAGGAGGAGCAGGAGCGGAGGCAUGGCUCCCAUGACUCCCAGCCGGAACGGAUGGGGCAGUACAACAAGUAUGCAC